This is a messenger RNA of Talpa occidentalis (Iberian mole), 2895 nucleotides long. It is a transcript of the gene CCDC13, whose product is annotated as coiled-coil domain containing 13. Gene Ontology annotation, biological process: cytoplasmic microtubule organization; non-motile cilium assembly. Gene Ontology annotation, cellular component: centriolar satellite. Lineage: Eukaryota; Metazoa; Chordata; Mammalia; Eulipotyphla; Talpidae. The transcript is spliced from 16 exons. The record is from RefSeq and is a predicted model, not a curated record. Bases 142 to 2289 code for a protein of 715 amino acids.
ACGAGCGACCUUGCAGCCUCGGUGCACGCUUCCUCCUGCCGCCCUGCCAGCCCCCGCGAGACGCAGGACGCUCAGAGCAGUUCCGAAACUGCAGGCUUCGCAGCGAAAGAAGGUCACAGCAUAAUUAGAAGGAAGGGCAGGAUGGCAGCGGAUGACAGCUCGCAGGACACCUUGCGGCGCCAGUUCAAGGCCAUGCAGGAGAUGCAGCACAAAAGGUUGCAGAUGCAGAUGGAGAAAAGGAAGGAAAAGGAACUGAGCCUCAAAAGCAAAGCUGAUGACAAAGAGGAGUCCUUGGAGAUUUCCAGUGGCCUCAGCCUUCUCCAGGCCGGGGAGCAAAAUUUGAAAAAUGGCUUUGCACAGAGGGUGCUUGAAGAUGAGAUUGAGCAGCUUCGAGAUCAGCUCAGGGAAACAGUGGAUGAGAAUGGGCGAUUGUAUAAGUUACUGAAAGAAAGGGACUUUGAAAUCAAACACCUCAAAAAGAAAAUAGAAGAGGACAGAUUUGCCUUCACAGGGACGGCCGGUGUAGCUGGGGAUGUGAUUGCCACCAAAAUUGUUGAGCUGUCUAAAAGGAACCGGGUGCUGAUGGCGGAAUCAGAGGGUGCGAAAACCAGAGUGAAGCAGCUGACCAAACGCAUCCAGGAGCUGGAGCGGGAACUGCAGGCAGCGCCAGCCAGAUUGCCAGCCAAGGGUGCUACCGAAGCAGGAGGGAAGUCGCCGAAGGCCCAGAUGGGAGACAGAACUUUGCCAGAGACCCCGGUGGUGAAGGUCUUGCAGGACAGGCUGGCAGCCACCAACCUGAAAAUGAGUGACCUCCGCAACCAGAUCCAGGCCAUGAAGCAGGAGCUCCGGAUGGCCCAGAAGGUGCUGGUCAGUGAGGUCGGGGAGGAUGUGAAUGUUCAGCAGCUCCUGUCCUCGCCGGGGUCCUGGCGGGGCCGAGCUCAGCAAAUUCUCGUGUUGCAGAGCAAGGUUCGAGAGCUUGAGAAGCAGCUGGGACAGACCCGGAGCCGGUCUGCAGGCGCGAUCAGUGACGAGCUGCCCAUCUACCCAGACCCAAGGAAGCUGUCUGCACAAGAGAGAAACCUCCUGAGGAUCCGCACGCUGGAAAGGGAAAAACAGGAAAGCUGGGAGAAACUUGUAGGUGAGCGUGAUGCCCUGCAGAGAGAGCUUGAGGAACUGAAGAAGAAGUUUGAGGGCGUGAAGUCCCGGAACAAGGUGCUGUCAAAUGAUGUGAAGACCCUCAGGAGUCAGAUGGGCACCCUAGUGGAGAAGGGCCGGCACGAUGAUGAGCUCAUUGAUGCCCUCAUGGACCAGCUGAAGCAGCUACAGGAGAUUCUGGGUAGCCUGAGUCUGCAGGAGGAAAAGACUCGAGCAUCCCAGCACCGCCUGGACCAGCAGCUCAACAACGAGGCUCAGCGGAGCAGCAGCCUUGUUGCCCAGCUGCAGGCCAUGGUGGCUGAGCGGGAGGCCAAAGUGCGGCAGCUGGAGCUGGAGAUCGGGCAACUCAGUGUGCAGUACCUUCGGAAUAAAGGAGCAGGCGAGGGGUCCCGCGGGCCAGAGGUCAACCCCACCUACACCAAGUUUCCAGAGGACCAGGGCCUGACCAAGUCCCCAGCCUCAGCAGGCGAUCAGGCUGGCAGGCUCGGAUCGUCUCGCUCGGUGACCAGCCUGGGCCACAUGCUGGUGGAAUCUGCUCUCACGUGGCCCUCCAUGCCCAGUCCUCACAGGGCCUCACCCAGGUUCUCGGACUCCCCUGAACAAAAAGGCUGGCAGGCUCAGGUGACAGAGUUCAAGGCCCUCUGGCAGGCCACCGAGGUGGAGCGCGACCGGCUCACCGAGUUUGUCACUGUCCUGCAGAAACGGGUGGAGGAGAGCAACAGGAGGCUUCUGGAGUCUGAGAGGAAGCUGCAGGAGGAGCGGCAACGCACUGUGGUGCUGGAGCAACAUCUGGAGAAGAUGCGCCUGGAGCCUGUGAGGACAGUCGGCUCGCAGAGAGCAGCCCCCAGGAGCAAAACAGGUCCUCCCGCCUCUAACACCAGGCACAACCCACAUGCGAGCGAGAAAAAGGACCCAUCCUCCAGCCAGCUCUCCAGUGUGCCUGUGGAGUCCCAGAUGGAGGAGCUGACCACCAGGCUGGCCAUCCAGGCAGAGGAGAAUGAAAUGCUGAAGGCCGCCCUGGGCAGUGCCCUGCAAGGGAAGGAGGAGGACUUCCGUAUGUACCACGAGACCCUGGGCCAGGUGAAAGGAGUCUUCCUGCAGGCCCUGCGGCAGCAGAAGGUGGACAAGCGCUAGCACGGCGGCUGCGCAGCAGGGCAGCCUCGGGCCUGGAGGGGACCGGUUCUGUCUGAGGACUCCAUCUGCUCCCAAAGCCAGUCUGGGGCAGCCAUCUCAGCCCCUUUUUCCAGAAGAAGUUCCUCAAGAGAGACCAAAGCCAACAUGUCAUGCCAGGAGGCUAAGAAGUCCUGAUGGAGCCCAGAGGAGGCCCCAGUCAGGCGUGGGGACAGCAGGGGAGGAGGCCCCGCAGCCCACUUGGCAUCCGCAGGAGCUCCGGGACGACGCACUUCUGUGAAUGAACACAUGCAGUCCUUGGACAGGUGCUCGUGGCCCUGGCCUAGGCCAGGCUGGGGCUCCUGCGAGCCCACACAGCCCCACAUGCGCAAGCAAACCCUUGGUGCUCUGGGCUGGGAGCAUCACCAAGCCUUCCAGCCCCAUCCUGCCCUCCUCACCCUGUGUCCCCACACCCUACUCUCCCCUCUGGAACUCCACCUGUGGCCAUCCCCAUGCUCUGCAGACUUGGGGGGCUACCAUACUCCCAGUUUCCCUGUUGACCCAUUCCUCAGGGUUCUUCCUUAGAUGCAGGCCCUCAGAAUUGCAAUAAUAAUGAUUUUUCUCAGUCAC